UAUAUUUUAAAUUAAGUUUUAACAAUUUUAAGAUAAUAUAAUUUAAUUUUUAAUGAAAUUAACACACACACACACACACACACAUACACACACACAUACAUACAUACAUACAUAUAUAUAUAUAUAUAUAAACAUUCCUAUAAUUGUUCCUUUGCAAAAACAGAUUAACAAUUAUAUUUUUUCAUUGUGCAUUCCAAUUAAUCUCAAUCAAACUGCAGUUGGGUUAUUGUAAUGUAAAGUAAAAUGAACUAAAUAAAUUACAAAUACAACUAACACAAUAAAACAUGAUAACAUAACAAAAACAUGAUUUUUGACAAGUAAAUAGCUCCCUCCUCUGGUCAAAAAAAAAAAAGACUAGCGCAAAUACUUGGUGUGGUUGAUCACAGUUUCCACCAAUAAAAAGAAGGAUCGUCACCGUCAAUGGCAAAUCUGAGCCAAUGGGAGUCGUUAGAGGCGACGAAUGGGUGGGACUUCAGCCAUUUGCGGCCGCAAACGUUGUUGUUGGAAGAGAAGUCGAUUCAAGAAGCCAUUACGCUGCGCAAUUGUGUCGGGACAAAAACUUACUAUUUUUACGUAUUCUACGCAAUUUUAUAUUACCCCCCCCCGGUCCAAUUAAAUAGAUUAUGGCAUCUCAGGCCAAAAAGAGAAAAACGAAUUUCUCCGAAAGGGAGGUGGAGAUCAUCGUGGAGGAGAUGGAGAAGCAAAAACACAUUUUGGUGAAUCAUUUUAACGCGGGCGUCACGCACAUCGCUAAGAACAGCGCGUGGAUGGAGAUCCUGAAGCGCGUAAACGCCGUCAGCACCUGUCAGCGCGAGCUCGCGGAGGUCAAGAAGAAAUGGUCGGAUCUCAAGACGGAGGUACGGCGCAAAGUGGCCCAGGCUCGGGCGGCCAUGGAGGGCACGGGCGACUGCACCACCGUGCCUGUCAUCCUGACCUCCAUGCAGCAGCGCAUCUGCAAUCUGCUGGGAGAAGCGACCAUCAUCAGCCUUCCGGCGGCGGAGGCGGGCGCGGAGAUCGCGGUGCCCAUCAGCUCCGCAGCCACCGUCACGUUAACGCAAAGCAUUCAGCCAGCGGCCGCAGCAGCGUGUGAGAUAAAAACUCUUGAAGCCGAGACGACGUACCACACGCUGGAGGAAGGCAUGGUGGAGUACUGCACCACCGAGACGCCGGUGACCGUCACCGCAGAGGCUCCGGUGGAGAUGCUGGCGGCGCAGGCCGAAUGCUCGGCCAAACCGCAGGAACUGAAGAGCCGCAUCGCGCUCAACUCCGCCAAACUGCUGCAGGAGCACCGCGUCACCAACCUGCACGUGCGCGAGAUCGCCCAGCACCUGGAGAACCAGAACGACCUGCUCCAGAUGAUCCGCCGCUCGCAGGAGGCCCAGGCCUGCGCUCAGGAGAGACAAGCCCAGGCUCUGGAGGGGACGCAGGCCGCCCUGCUCGCCCUCAUUCAGAUGUUCAGACCCGCACUGAAGGACUUGAGGAAGUUUCUACAGAACGCCAACAGCGCAAACGCAGCGGCUGCCGCGGAGACUGGAGAAGGAGUGGAAAACGUGCCGCCGCAGACAGAAGAUGCACAAUAGAGACAAAUAUGAAUGUGUGUGUGUGAUGGUCUGGUCUAGAUUAGACUGUAAAUUAUUGUACAGCACGGUGCCUCAAAGACUUUGUGCUUAUAUGUGUGAGUGUUUCAGGGAGAGAAUAAAAUGAGGACUUUUAUGAGCAUUUUAAACAGGUGGCCAAAAUAUAAAAGUUUUACUUUAAAAAAGACCUUUUGCUACUGUAAAGUCUUUUCAGUUUAACUUUUUAUUUUUACAUUUGGUUGCUUAAAUAUCAACACAUUUAAUUUAUUUUUUUGGUGUGUAAUUGACCCUAAAAUGAACAUGCAAAAUUCAAAUCAAGGUCAGAGACCUACAGAAAACACAGUUUCGUGAGGAAAAGCCAGUGGUUUCAGUGACGGAAGACUUUGUGGAGGCUUUUGUUUCUUUAGCUUUUGAGAAUUUGCAAUUUUUAUUUAAGUACGCUGAAUAAAGAAACU
Labeo rohita (rohu) is the source of this 2032-nucleotide messenger RNA. It is a transcript of the gene naif1, whose product is annotated as nuclear apoptosis inducing factor 1. The transcript is spliced from 3 exons. Lineage: Eukaryota; Metazoa; Chordata; Actinopteri; Cypriniformes; Cyprinidae. The record is from RefSeq and is a predicted model, not a curated record. Bases 624 to 1580 code for a protein of 318 amino acids. Gene Ontology annotation, cellular component: nucleus.